Messenger RNA from Xenia sp. Carnegie-2017, 2340 nucleotides. RefSeq names its product polyunsaturated fatty acid 5-lipoxygenase-like. Bases 401 to 2233 code for a protein of 610 amino acids. Gene Ontology annotation, molecular function: oxidoreductase activity, acting on single donors with incorporation of molecular oxygen, incorporation of two atoms of oxygen; metal ion binding. The transcript is spliced from 12 exons. Lineage: Eukaryota; Metazoa; Cnidaria; Anthozoa; Malacalcyonacea; Xeniidae. The record is from RefSeq and is a predicted model, not a curated record. Gene Ontology annotation, biological process: lipid oxidation.
UUACUUGUGAAGCAGACCAUUUAUUCACAUCUGCUCCUCGCGUUAACAAGUGGUCGAAAUUUCGCUAUCGUUUAAAGACUCAAUAUGUUAAAGAUUUUGUUUGUGUCAACUCUCCUGAUUGUGAUGGCUGGUUUGCCAAUAUCCUCUGGCUUUCGGAGACACGUUUGCUUAUACAAGAAGAAUUACCGAGUCAAGCGCUUAAAAUGUUUGUCUGAAUUCAAGAAGCUUGUGCCCAAGAGGAUUCUGGAGAAAACUACACAAAUUUAUAAGGCACAAAUUCCACAGAAGACCAUUCUACAGACGUUAUUACAAAGAUUGUUGCCAAGGAUGGACAAAGGGAAGAUUUGGAAAAUGUAACAAAAAAACCUGCAUUGUUUUACCACAGUUUGCGAACAAGCAAAUGUGCUCAUUGCGUCGUCGUGAAAGCUUAAAAGUUCGACGUCAAUUCUAUGUUUUAUCCAAACCUUUGAAUCCUCCUAAAAGGUUCCCUGAUGAAUCGCGUAAUCUUAUCGAAUGCGUCUCAUAUCCUUUGCUCAAUCAACCGUCUCCCAAGGUUCUCGAACGCAGUUUUGCGGAUCCUGGACUAGUUGAGAGAAAAUGGCUGUUAAGCUACCUUGGUAUGUCUAUCUGGAAUCAAAUACUUACCAGAAAAAACAACGCAAAGAAUUUACAGUACAAGACUAACGAUGACUACAGCAAUCUGUUGGAGACGUUUCGAUCAAGCCAAUUAAAUGGUGUCGUUCCCCUAAAAAUCGGUAGUGGAAAGCCUACGAAUUUCAACUUGUCUGCCUCGUCUCCUUAUGUAAAAUUUCCGUCGCAAGAACUGCCAUUUUAUGACAUCAUCGAAAACGAACAUUGGCAAGAUGAUCACGUGUUCACAAUGCAACGACUUGCCGGACUGAACCCAAUGAGUAUCAGAAAAAUGACGAGAAAAGAUUUUAGAGAAAACUACGUGAACAAGAACUAUGACUGGGAUGCAGCUGUUUCGAGAGCUGCAGGAGAAAUUACAACAGUCAAUAAGAUAAUUGACGAUGGACGAGCUUUCAUAAUAGACUACAAACUGUUGUUUGGUCUAACAAACAUGGAUAACUAUUUUAGCCAAACGAAAGAUAGAAAAAUGAGGUGGUCCUCAAGUCCAUUUUGUGUGUUUGUCGUAAUACGUGGUUGUAAGGACUUGAAGCCAGUUGCCAUUCAAACAAACCUUACAUCAGAUUCUCCAGUGUACUCUCCAAUUGAUGGAAAGAAGUGGCUCAAUGCAAAGAUGGAAAUCCAAGUAGCUGAUGUCGUUUAUGAAGAACUUGUCGAGCACUUGUCAAAGGCCCACUUUCUUAUGGAACGAAUGUGUGUCAUUAUGCAAAGGACCCUUUCUAAAUUCCAUCCACUUUAUCAGAUAUUUCUCUGGCAUUGUCGUGGCCUUUUAGUUGUUAAUUCCCUGGGUUUAACUGCGCUCUUUGGAGAAGAAAAUUUCUCACGAAAACUGUUCAGCGUUGGAUAUUCUGGUACUAUUGAACUUAUCAAUCGAGCCUCACCUGAAAUUACAUGGGAUGUCACGGACUUUGUGACUAAUCUGAAGAAACGAGGCGUUUAUGACGAAGACGAACUUCCUUACUUUCCUUACAGAGAUGAUGGUCUGCUUUUGUGGGAGGAAGUUGGUGAUUAUGCUGAAGAAUAUGUAAAUCUGUAUUACAGAAAUAAUCUCGACGUGAUAAGGGACAAAGAAUUGCAAAACUUUGCCAAUGAACUGUCUGCAAAUGGCUGGGGACCCAAUGGUGGAAUUGGAAUGUUAAAGAAAUUUCCAGCAAGGAUUAGAUCAAAAAGAGCACUUAUCGACGUCGUAAAGAGAAUUGUAUUCAUUCCAGUGCAACACAGUGCUGUCAAUUAUCCAGUGGCUUACUACGGUGGUUUUGUACCAAAUCAACCAACCAAACUUUACAACGAUUCUAGAGUGCCUCCUGGAGAGUUCGGAUUUGAUAGUUUACCGCAGUCUCGUGGUGCCGUGGAACAAGCGUCUUUAUCGAUGUCUUUGGGUUCGCUUCGUUUCGACGUUUUUCUUGACUAUGGCAACAAAUUGAAGGAUCAUCGUGCUAAGGCUGUCGUCAAUAAAUAUCACGCAAGGUUGACUGGACCAAUCAACAAUAUAAUUACGAGAAGAAAUAAAGCAAGAUUAGCAGUGGGGAAGUUCACCUAUCCUUAUUUGCUGCCUAAAUGGAUAACCAACAGUAUUCACACAUAAAAAUUUUGUCACGCAUGCAUGAGAAGAAAGUUUGUUGUAAUAUCAGUUAAUGUAACUAACUAUUUGUUGAAAAUUAACACUGGCAUUAAAAAUUGAUUUUUUCAAAA